AGGAGAUCUACAUUUAGCGUCGGCCGACAAACACCAGGAAGGGAAGGGGGACGGAAAUGAGAGGGGGGUGUCUAAAGAGGAAAACCCUCUCCCUUUAAGAGCAAGUGGGACAUAGCGGUGCGAGAAAAGGAGAGGAGGGGGAGAAGAAAGAGGAAUUAAAAAAGAAAAGGAAGAAAGAGACAGGGAGGGAGGAGGGAGAGCGGGCGAUAAAAAAAGAAAGAUGACAUCCUCGCAGCUGAGCGGCCGAGGUGGAGCGAUAGGCUGCGGCCGGCCGAGAGCGCCUCUCUCCGGGGUCAGAGCGUGAACCAACAGCGAGGCUUCGACAAACACCCGAUUGGCCUAUUGGGGGGAAAUCGGAAAAAAUAGAUUCAUAAAUUAAAAACAAAGCAUGACCUGCUGUGCUGCCAGAUACGUGUGUUAUAACCCUUUUUUGUUCUCUUGCGUGAAAAACAUUUAUUUUAGUAUGUUUUUAGCGAAAGUGUGAUAGUGUAAUAUGCGAUUUUUGUUGUUUUUACCAAGCAGUUUUGUUGUGUGCGUUUUAGUGAGAUUAGUGUGCAGGGGAAUUAAAGUUAGAAACCAAAGUGAAAAGAGAAACAGGCCAUUAUUGUUGGACCUGGCCUGCUCCACUACUGCCUGUGUGCUGCAGCCUGAGUUAGUCAACAGCUGCGUGCAUUUUAAUGGCCAGCAUUAGGCUACCUCAAUGAGAAAAACAUAUUUUUGCAGACGACUUUAUCCACGUUUUUCACGCAAAUCCAGAAGCCCGUGGUUUCUGCUGCAGGACAGGCGACUGUGUGCGCCUCGAUCUCCGGUGGGCCGAUCAAAACCAUGCGAAGGCAGACCUGCCCGAUUUCAAUCAGGACUUUAUAAUCUCCAUCGCUGUGGCGCAAAAUGGAUGCUGCUUGGAGCAAUUUUCUCUUCCAGAAUACUCCCACCCAAAACCAAGUGGAGGGGAGCCUCCAAUCAGAGCUCAUGCAAGUGCAUACGAGUUCUCCCCAAACCCCACCCACAGAGCACAUAGCACAGCCUCCUUCAACUGUGGACACUGCUGCUCUCAAUGAGGAACCCCUGCCUGGUGAGGGACACUGCACUACAUCCUACACCUGUGGAGCUGACAACAUGAAGCCCGUGUCCCGGCCCGGCCGCGUGCCCCACAUCUGUGCCAUCUGCAACAAGCAGUUCAAGAACAACUACAAUCUGCGGCGGCACCAGUCGGUCCACACCGGGGUACGCAUGAAGGACAGGGCCAGAGAGCAGGCGGAGGGGGCAAAGGAGGGCGCCGCGGCCCCGUCGGCGAUGGCGGGGGGGGCCGGAGGGAGGGUGGAGAGGACCACUGUUCCCCUCUCCCUGCUACACCUCUCCGCUCCUCCCCCUCUCGCCCCUCCCGGCGUGCUGGCGUGGUCCCUGCAGAUCCCUCUGGGUAGUCAGGAUGGUGAAGGGGGGGCCAUGGCUAACGUAAUGGCUAGUGUUAACCCCCACGCUCCGCCUCCUGCUGCUGUCGUCAUGGCCACAGGGGCGACAGUACAGCGACCCUCAAAUCCCAACCCAAACCCAGUAAGGAAAAACCAUGCCUGCGAGACGUGCGGGAAGGCUUUCCGUGACGUUUACCACCUCAACCGCCACCGCCUGUCCCACUCUGACGAGAAGCCGUUCUCCUGUCACAUCUGCCAGCAGCGCUUCAAGAGGAAGGACCGCAUGAGCCACCAUGUGCGAUCCCACCAGGGAGGCGUGGAGAAACCCUACGUCUGCCCCCACUGUGGCAAAGCUUUCUCCAGGCCUGACCAUCUGAACAGUCACGUCAGACAGGUGCACUCGUCGGAGCGACCCUUCAAAUGCCCGGUGAGUCAGACUUGUGAGUCCAGUUUUGCCACGAAGGAUCGUUUGCGUGCGCACAUGAUUCGCCACGAGGAGAAGGUCCCCUGCCACAUCUGUGGGAAGCUGCUGUCCGCUGCAUACAUCACAGAUCACAUGAGGGUGCAUAACCAGUCCCAGCAUCACGCUUGCCACCUCUGUAACCGCAGCUUCACCACGCUGACCUACCUUCGUGUCCACGCCCAGAAGCACCACGGCCAGGAGUGGAAGGAUAGUCCGGGGGGCUUCGGUGGCUCGGCCUCCGGCGGCAUUCUCGUCUGCCACUUGUGCGGCAUCCACUGCAAGACGCCCACCCAGCUCCAGGGGCACAUGGGCACCCAUGGCAACAACCAGGGUGUCCCGAGCCCCAUCACCUCCAAUGUGGCUGCCAGCAGCUCCGUCUCCCUUGGCAACAUGGUGACGGUGCCAACUGUUUAUGUCACAGGCAACACGGUGGUGGACCUGCUUGUCACAGACUGCUCGAGCAUCGCAGCGCCACAGUCCCACAGUUAGCAGCAAUAAUAACCUCAAACCUUUAACAGAGGGCAGGGUUAGAAAAGGUCAAAGUUACAGGUAGAUGUUUGUAAUGUCCCCACUUAUAGGUAAGGAUUAAAAGGUGGGGGGGAUUAAGUCCAGUCAAGGGCAGUAUCACCUCAGAGCUGCAGAGCAUCGGAGGAAAGUGGACGGUAUUAAUAGCAAUGAAUUCACGAAAAAAAUAUACCUUUGUGGCAGUAGCAAGGUUCAUUGACACUAACGACAAACAUGGAUGUGCAGUGUUUCCCCUAGGUUUACUGCUUUGGGGGGGGGUGCUGUCUGAGCGUGGGGGGGAUUUUUUAAAAUCCUCCGGAGCCGAGAGAGGAGCUGUGGAUUAUUGUUAUUGAUUAAUGCAUCAGUGUUUCUUAGGGUCAAAAACACUAAACUCACAACUUAAAAGGAAAGCGUUCAGUUUAUUUAAUAAAAGAGCACAUGUUCAAUGUGAAAAGUGACGGUAGAUAUAGAUUAGUUGCAAUUUGGUGCUAUAUAUAUAAAAAAAAGAAAUGUAUACUUUUUUUUUUUAAAACACCUUGAAUUUCAGGGGGGGCGUGGGGCUCCGUUGGCGGGGUGCAGCCCCCCUCCAAGACAAUGGUAGGGGAAACACUGAUGUGUUGUCCAAAUAUUCCUGGGUGCUCUUGUGCUUUUGAGACUCCAAUGAAACUGUGGCAUUGUGAGCAUCUACUGUAUUACUCUCUCCUCUCUGCCCCCCCUCUCUCUUUGUCCCCUUUCCCUAAACCCUGGCAUUGGCUGCUCUCUACAAGUGCACCAAGUACUGUAUAUCUCACACCAGCUCUGAUCUUACCUCCAUUUUGCAGCUCACUUACCAAGAAUCCAAAUGGCUUGCGUUAAGAAGUAGUAUGGAGAGAAUAGCUCUCGUAACAAACAAACCAGUAGAAAGGAAAGUUGUGUGUUUGGGUGUGCGUGUGUAAGUCAGGGUUCGUCUAGCAUGUUAGCUUGUUUGUUCACAAAAACUAAAAAAAUCAACAUUUGAUUUUGCAAAGCUGCAAUGGCAGAUUAUUAAGUCUCUCGAGGGCUGUUUGAUCAGGACAGGAGGCCAUACGUGUUGCGGUGGGUAUGGAAUUAUGGGAUGUACUUGUUCAUUUGUUUCUAAAGGUACAGAAAUAGGAAUAGGGUUUGCGUUCAGGAGUGUCAAGCACCUUAAAUCGUUAUUGUUUGAUUCAGCGAGGAUCAAAAUGGGUUUGAGAUUUAUUGGAUUUUUCUUGCUCUUGAGUCUUCCUCUCUCGGUCUGGCCAUUUAAAAAAAAAAAAAGACAAAAAAAGAAACAUAAAUGCUAACCAACACUUCAGCUUCUGACAUGGCAAUUCUUGCACCAGAAAACUACCGUUUGCAUGAGAAUAAGCUAGCUCAGUCAUGCUAAUUAUUAGGGAGCUGUCAUGACAAAAUAAACAGUUUUGCAGUUCCACCUAGUUGGCUGUAAAACAAUAAUAUUUAUAAAAGUGUUGAUUUUUAUUCAGAACAUUUUAACAUUGUCGGCCAUUCAUUUGAUUGUAACUGUCAUUGCCAUAGUCCGUCUUUGUUUUCUCUAUGUAUCAGUCCAAUGAGUGAAACUUAUGCAUUAGAUUUAGUCAUUUAACUCUGUAUAGCACAUAACGCUCUGAACGCAAGUCAUUCGUUCUACAUUAAUCACGUAAAGAAUGGUAAUUUGUCCCGUUGGAUAUCUUUGGUUGCUUUCAGUUGUAUUGUGAGUGACGUGGUGUUGAGGAAAGGGCUUAUAAAGUCAGAAGUACAACGCGAGUUCGAUAACACCACUUGGUAUGCUGUAAACAUUUCCUGGUUUUGUACUGGAGUGCUUUCUCAGUUUUGUGUUAUUAUGUUACCUUAAAAUUCGUAGAGUUGUUUCUUUCUUCCUUUUUGUUUUCUUUUGGAAAUGUGUUGUUCCUGUUGAGAAAAAGUAUUGAUUGAUUAAAAAGUUAAUUUUAGAUUUUCCUCCAUAACACUAAGAAAAAAAUAAUACCUCUACCCUAGAUUCUGUACAGCUAUUGUUAUACAUCUUAAUGCCUUAUCGUACUCAACUGCAUUUUAAUUAUUUUAUGAUGAAAUAUUUCAAAUCUUAGUCAUGAAUUCAUUAAGAAUAUUAAUGGGAUGUAUUUAUAUUUAUAUUUUUAUAUUUCUCAACAGUAUGCAUGUCUAAAAGGUUGUUAGAGCAAAAAAAACGACGAUGCUUAAUACAGUCAUAGAUAUUAUGUUAUUUUGUAGAUGAAGUAGAGACCAUGUUAUUAUUUUGUUAUUUGGACAAUUUAAAGUAAAAAGAGUAAACGGGCUUUGUGUUGUGUGUUUGAUCUUUUCACCUACUGCUCUGACAUUUAUACCUGAAGCGUCAUCCGUAACACUUACAGAACACAGCUUUAGCAUAACAUUAGCAUACUGACUGUUUCAGUGGAAAUGUUUCCUAUUGUUAACUUCCCAAAUGUGGAAAAUGUGACUUCACGUAAACAUAACUCAACAGAAUGUUUCCCAGCAAUACAAACAAAAAAGUUUAUAUUAACUGGAAGGUGUCUGCCUCUCCUCAUCAUCACCAUCAUCAUCAUCAUCAUCAUCAACGUGUGAUAAAUGCAUUCAAUAUUUUCCGUCAAGAAAUUCCUGACAAAGUUGUUACAUGGCUAUUAAAUUAGUUGACAGAA
Messenger RNA from Gymnodraco acuticeps, 5024 nucleotides. It is a transcript of the gene maz, whose product is annotated as MYC associated zinc finger protein. The record is from RefSeq and is a predicted model, not a curated record. Gene Ontology annotation, molecular function: RNA polymerase II cis-regulatory region sequence-specific DNA binding; DNA-binding transcription activator activity, RNA polymerase II-specific. Bases 889 to 2361 code for a protein of 490 amino acids. Gene Ontology annotation, cellular component: nucleus. Gene Ontology annotation, biological process: regulation of transcription by RNA polymerase II. Lineage: Eukaryota; Metazoa; Chordata; Actinopteri; Perciformes; Bathydraconidae. The transcript is spliced from 7 exons.